Molecule: messenger RNA, 2838 nt
Organism: Anopheles aquasalis
Lineage: Eukaryota; Metazoa; Arthropoda; Insecta; Diptera; Culicidae
Gene: Rs1
Product: Dead-box helicase Rs1
Cellular component (GO): cytosol
Molecular function (GO): RNA helicase activity; ATP binding; nucleic acid binding
Source: RefSeq, a predicted model, not a curated record
CACACGUGCUGGCGGGCGUGCAUUUUCCCCCGGCGAUUUUAGGAUUUUCAUUUGCCUGAUCUCUGUGUGUCCUUUUCGUCAAUCCUCUCAGUCAUUCCACUCAGGUGGGAAACCAUGAAGAAGGACAAAAAACAGAAAACCGGAGCAGUGAAAGCGAAGGAACCGGCGAGGAUCGCAGCCGCGGAAGCGAGCAUGGUUAACCGAAACCCGGAUCUGAUCAAAACGAUCAACGACGACGAUGAGGUCGAGGACUACUCCGAGGAGUCGGACGUGGAGGUGGAGUAUCAGCCGACAAAGAUGCGGGCCCAGAAGAAAGGGGACUUCGACGGCGGGUUCCAGUUUGUGUCCUCCGUGAAGGAGUACAACCACGACACGUGGGACGAUCUGAUGCGGUUCGUGAAGCGCAAAAACCGUGGCAAGGUGGACGAUAAGAUUGCCGACGUAAUCCGGAACCGUUCGAAGGAGGAAGCGGAUGUGCUGGGCGGAGAGGAGGAGGAAGAAGACGGUGAAGAGGCCGGUGCCACCCGUACCUUCCACUCGGAGGUGGACCUGUCCGACGACGAGCUGAAGCACGAUUACAUGAAGGUGAAGGAACGCAAGGGAAGAAAGGCACGGGCAGCGGCUGCGGAGAACGGCAACACGGAACCGACCGUGAAGGUGCAGGAGGAAACGGAGGACGGUGCGAAGGAUUACUUCGAGGAGGCGGAAGGCACGAACGAGCACAUCCAGUCGUUCUACCAGAUGGAUCUGUCCCGUCCGCUCAUGAAAGCGAUCGGUGCACUGGGUUACAUCUAUCCAACGCCGAUUCAGGCAUCCACCAUACCGAUUGCGCUGCUGGGACGCGAUAUUUGCGGUUGUGCCGCUACCGGAACCGGUAAAACGGCCGCCUACAUGCUGCCGACACUUGAGCGCUUGCUGUACAAACCGAAUGCGGCCCAGGCGGUGACGCGCGUGUUGGUCCUCGUGCCGACGCGUGAACUGGGCGCCCAGGUCUACCAGGUGGCCAAACAGCUGACUCAGUUCACUAACGUCGAAGUAGGCAUCGCCAUCGGUGGACUGGACGUGAAAGCGCAGGAGGCUGUGCUGCGCACGAACCCGGAUAUUGUGAUUGCCACGCCGGGACGGUUGAUCGACCACAUCAAGAACACACCAAGCUUCUCUCUGGAUUCUAUUGAGAUCCUGAUCCUCGACGAAGCCGAUCGUAUGCUGGACGAGUAUUUUGCGGAGCAGAUGAAGGAAAUCAUUCGCAGCUGUUCGGCCACCCGCCAGACGAUGCUCUUCUCGGCCACGAUGACGGAGGAGGUGAAAGAUUUGGCCGCGGUUUCACUGAAGAAACCGGUCAAAAUCUUCGUCAACAACAACCAAACGGUGGCGUUCAAUCUGCGCCAGGAGUUUAUAAGGGUGCGCGAGGGUCGCGAGGCCGAUCGGGAGCCCAUCCUGGCGGCACUCGUGUGCCGUACCUUCCACGAUCACUGUAUGGUGUUUGUGCAGACGAAACGGACCGCCCAUCGGUUGCGCAUCCUGCUAGGGCUGCUCGGUGUCAAGGCCGGCGAGUUGCACGGUGAUCUGACGCAGGCGCAGCGUCUGGAGUCGUUGAAACAGUUCAAGGACGAACAGAUCGAUGUGCUGGUGGCAACCGAUGUGGCUGCCCGUGGUCUCGACAUUAGCGGCGUUACGACCGUCAUCAACUUUGUGAUGCCGGCCACACUGGAGCACUACAUCCAUCGAGUGGGACGUACGGCCCGUGCGGGUCGUGCCGGUGUGUCGGUGUCCUUGGCCGGUGAGCUGGAGCGGCGCAUCGUCAAGGACAUCGUCAAGAACGCAGUCAACCCGGUCAAAAACCGUAUCAUUCCGGCAGAAAUCAUCGACAAGUAUCGUGCGAAGGUGGCCGCGCUCGAGUCCGAGAUCGAUAAGGUGCUGGCCGAGGAGCGAGCGGAGAAGAUGCUGCGGCAGGCGGAACAGCAGCUGACGAGUACGGAGCGAAAGCUGAAGGGCAUUGCGCCGCCUAAGACGGACGGGCCACCCCGCGAAUGGUUCCAAUCGCAUCGCGAAAAGCGCGAAGAGAAGGACCGCCUGUCCGGGGUCGAUCCGGAGGAGCUGGCAGCGAAACGGAAAGCGAAGAAGCGGAAGCGCCGCGGGGACGACGAUGAUGAGGAUGAUUUCGAUCCGGUACGCUACCAUCAGGAGAAGAUGAAGAAAGCGAAGGUGGCCACCACCAACAGCAAGAGCGCUGCCGGUGGCAAAAAGUCGGCCGCAAAGGCUGGCAAUGAAAACAAAUCGGCAAAGCAGCAGGCCAAGGAGCGGGCAUUGGAGGAGCUCAAGAAGGUGUCGCUGGUUCAGGCGAAGCUGGCCAAGAUCCGCAACCGCCCGACCCGUGUCACUGCCACCAGCGAGGAUGCCGAUGAUCCACGGCCCAAUGGGGUCGGUGGUGGUGGUGGUGGUGGUAAGCGUGGCAAGAAGAACACAACGCGCUUCGAACGUGACCUGACCGAUGUCGGAGCGAAGAGCGUGAAGAAGCUGCGCUACGAUGCGACCAAGAAGCAGAAGAUGGACAAACUGGAUAAGCGCAAGGCGAGCGGGUUAAAGAUCAGUGCCGAAAAGUUCCGUAACAAGAAGGGAAUGAACCAAUUCAAUAAGGGCAAAUCCUUUGGCCAGAAAGGACCGAAAGCGGGCGGCGGCGGCGGUGGUGGUGGCCACAAAGGUGGCAAGGGUGGCGGUAGAGGUGGCAACAAAGGAGGACGACGAAAGUGAGUAACGGGGUCGGAAUAGAUGAUGGAUUAUUUUGUAAACUGGAGAGCGAGAGUGCUCGCUGCUCUGCAAUAAACGAAUUAAAGUAAA